AUUUCAAGCUCCAAAACCCCUGUCAGUGAAGAACCGAGUGGUAGAACGUCGAUCAUCUUGCCGGCAACCGUACCAGCGAUAACAACAUAUUCUCCAGGCCCAGACGGAAAGGCACCUCCGACUGCAGUGCCAGACCCCUUGGCCACUUCUUUGGAUGCCGAGCCUCAAUCAAUACCAGGGGGUUGGUGGAGCCACGAACGACUCAGCCUCAAUCAAUACCAGGGGUCGGUGGAUCCACGAUUGACUCAAACCCAGGGGAAUCAUCACAACCAUGUCGGUAGCUCUGCAUACAUGCCAAAAACAGUUACGUGGGCUGAUAUCUUGAAAAAAAACAUAGAAAAUUCAUUUCCUAACAUUGACCUGGUUGUUCCAAUCUCAGAUCAGUUAAUCUCUCUUGCUGAAGACAACGUCAAUUUGAGCACUAUCGAAGAAAAUCGAGCUGUGCCAGAUUUAAUUUUUAAGGAAUGUGAAAAAUUCCACUACUUUGGGGAGGAAGGGUUUGACUCAAUUAAAAUUGAGUCUAAAGUAUUUAAAUUUGCGGUCAAGAACAAAGAAAUUGUUAUUUUUGAGAUAAAAAGAUCUAUGAUGCACAGGAUUAGUUUCAAUCUUGACUUGGCUACACAAAUCAUCCGCUAUAUUUCUCAGCUCACAGGAUCUGACCAUAACUAUAAGCAGCGAAGGAGUUUUGGUCCUAUUACAAUUUCUUUGGAACUUAAUAAUUCAGGUUGCUUCCUGAAAAUUGCUAAGGAAAAAGGAAGUUUCAUCUUGAUUCCAACGGGUCCAAAAUAUUCCAGACUGCUGGAUUUUCCUGGCUAUGUUUUCUAAUAUUGUGGGAAUCUCCGUUUCAGUAUAGGAGGAACCAAUGCAUCUGGAACUCAAAACCACGGCAGACACGGUAGAACCCACGUCAAUAUCUAAACUUAUAUUUAAUUUUCAAAUGCAAGGGGGCCUACGCCGAGCAACAACAAACUCACACUUCCGAGAUCCAUCCCGAACUACCACUGAUUCAGGCCUACUCAGAUGGUUUUGACAGUUAUGAUCCAUCAGAUGACUCUUUUUUCUCAGACGAAUUUCUAGGCCACGCAACAGAAAGUGAGCGUCGACCAACAAUCUCCAGUCAAAAUGAUAUAAAGGACUCAAAAUUCAAUAGGAUCAUCUGCCACAAAUCCAAGUUCAUUACUUCGGAUAAUUGUUUGCCAACAGAUAACUUGAACACACCACUGAAGAUUUAUAAACAAUCUCAGAAGAACAAGCAGCGACACAACAUGAGGACUAGAUCAGAGUCCAAACAAUUCCCUUGGGCUUAGUUUUUUUGUUUUUAUUUAAAUUUAUUCUCUCUUUUUUUAUACUGCUUUUUUAUUUUCUGUACGUUUUUCUCGCAUUGUACCAUUUCUUUUUAGCAAUAAAAAAAAUAUAUUAUGGACUUGCCGAACGACCCCCAGGACAACUACUGGGGAAACGCCG
This is a messenger RNA of Cuscuta europaea, 1464 nucleotides long. The record is from the annotation of a GenBank genome assembly. NCBI's taxonomy places the organism in Eukaryota, Viridiplantae, Streptophyta, Magnoliopsida, Solanales, Convolvulaceae.